This is a messenger RNA of Papilio xuthus (Asian swallowtail), 733 nucleotides long. The record is from RefSeq and is a predicted model, not a curated record. NCBI's taxonomy places the organism in Eukaryota, Metazoa, Arthropoda, Insecta, Lepidoptera, Papilionidae.
UGACAAUUGUUCGACUGCCAUUUGCAAUUGCCAAUGUCAAUCUCAAUCUCUACUCUCUUAAAAAAAGUUGAAAAUAACCUCACCCAAUACCUCAUUGAAUAUAAUAAAAAUUAUCAAAAUUAAAAUAUGGCGAAACUUGUGGAUUUAGAGUUGAAGAAAGCUUUUUCGGAAUUACAAGUAAAAAUUGUCGAAACCCGAAAGAAAAUCAACGUUAUCGACGUUCAAAUUACAGCAUUGAACAAAGUAUUGAAGUAUAUUGAUUCUUCGCGAAAGGAGUUACAGGUUUUGGAAAAUGAUACCAAAGCUUAUAUUCCAGUGAGCAGAAUGUUUCUUCAGGCAGACUUAGGUGAAUUAAAGGAAAGUAUCGACGACCGUGUCUGUAUGCUUAAUGAACGUAUCGUUGAGUUAGAGAACAAAAAGGAGUACUUGGAAAGAAAACGUAGGGAAAGUGAAGAUAACAUCAGAGAAAUGAUUCAGCUACGGAAGGUGCAGUUCGAGAGUGAAGUCAAUAAAAUGUCUUAAUGCAUCCCAAUUAUGUAUGUCUACAAAUGCACUUUCAAAUUCUAUGGAGGAUUUUUAAUUACUAAUUUACUAUGAUUAAUUUUGACUGCAAAUAUACUGUAUUACUAAUUAUUUAUAAAUUCUUAUAAUUAAAUGAUCUAAUUGUGAUUGCCCAUAUGAUGUUACUGUCUCAAAGGGUUAUUAAUAAAUCCUAAUAAAAACUUAUUAUUUA